This is a messenger RNA of Mizuhopecten yessoensis (Yesso scallop), 2630 nucleotides long. RefSeq names its product deleted in malignant brain tumors 1 protein-like. The record is from RefSeq and is a predicted model, not a curated record. NCBI's taxonomy places the organism in Eukaryota, Metazoa, Mollusca, Bivalvia, Pectinida, Pectinidae. Gene Ontology annotation, cellular component: membrane. The transcript has 13 exons. Bases 44 to 2203 code for a protein of 719 amino acids.
UCGUGACACCCCAGUAAUCCUGCGGCGAGAGAGAAGCUGUGUAAUGGCGUCGCAUUCUCAACUACUGGUCGUUAUUUUCCUUUUCUUGUGCAGGUAUAAUGCAGCAGCACAGGUAGACCAGGAGUUUGACGUCCGCCUUGAAAACGGUCUGUACAACAACAGUGGCCGGGUAGAAGUGUACCAUGACGGACAAUGGGGCGGGAUCUGUGGUGAUUCCUGGAACUACAAUGAUGCAAUUGUUGUUUGCAGAAAACUUGGAUACAACAAUGGAACUACAGCUCACAGAUUCCAGACCCGCGAUUCCGCUUGGUAUGAAUUGUAUGGAAAUCAGACAGAACCAGGUCUUGUUUGGAUGGAUGGUGUGCAGUGCACUGGUACAGAGUCUGGCAUUGCAGAUUGUCCGUUUAAUGGUUGGGGCAAUGUAAACUGUAACGAAUACUACGGCAGAGCGUAUGUUUUCUGCUAUGAUGAAGAUGACACCGAGGUAAAAGUUCGUUUAGUGGAUGGCACAUCUAAUGGAACGGGACAUGUUGAAGUUCAUUACAGCAGCAUUUGGGGAAGUGUAUGUUGGAACGGCUUUUACGACAGGGAGGCUGAGGUCGUAUGUAGAAUGCUUGGAUACAGCAAUGGUGUUGCCUAUGGGGGUUCAUUAUUUUCUUUCACUAAACUACCAACAUGGAUGGAACAGAUACAGUGUAAUGGUACAGAGACAAAUAUUGCAGACUGUCCGUUCGGUGGAUGGGGACAGAUAUCAUCUUUGGGUAUAGCGACUGCCCUCUGUUAUAAUGAUUUGCAGGCUAGUGACGAGCAACAAGGGGUCCGCCUCAUGAAUGAUGUGUCCAACACCUCCGGCUCUGUAGAGAUUAUGUACGGUGGACAGUGGUCUAUAGUGUGUGGGAAGAACUGGGAUGAUAUUGAAGCUGGAAUCGUCUGUCGAAUGCUUGGAUACGGAAACGGAACUGCACAAUCUUAUGCAUCUUACCAUUGGGAUUCGAGAGAAGACAUGAAAUUGAAGAUACAUGUCAACUGUGUUGGAUCAGAGACAAGUCUUUACAACUGUAGAUUUAGCGACGUCCUUGAAUACUGUGACAUGGAUGGCAGAGCAGGUGUUUCCUGCUCGGGAGCUCUAGCUACGCCUAUUCCGACUGAUAUAACGACGACGACGACAGACUCACCGUUUGCAAUCCGCCUAGAAAACGGUCUGUACAACAACAGUGGCCGGGUGGGAGUGUACCAUGACGGACAGUGGGGCGGAGUAUGCGGCCAUUAUUGGAAUUAUAAUGAUGCAAACGUUGCCUGCAGAAUGCUUGGGUAUAGCAACGGAACAGUAACUAGUCGACGUUAUACAUUGGAUUCGGCUUGGUAUGAAUGGUUUGGCAAUGAGACGGACCCAGAUCUAAUAUGGAUGGAUAACGUACAGUGUUCUGGUAUGGAGACCAGCCUUGCAGAUUGCCCGUUCGACGGAUGGGGUGUGGAGAACUGUAAAGCUUACUAUAGGUCUGGUCAUGCUUAUGUUUUCUGCUACGAUGAAGAUGACACCGAGGUAAAAGUUCGUUUAGUGGAUGGCACAUCUAAUGGAACGGGACAUGUUGAAGUUCAUUACAGCAGCAUUUGGGGAAGUGUAUGUUGGGACGGCUUUUACAACAAUGAGGCUGAGGUCGUAUGUAGAAUGCUUGGAUACAGCAAUGGAGUUGCCUAUGGGGAUUCAACAUUUCCUUUCACUAAACUACCAAAAUGGAUGGAAAGGAUACAGUGUAAUGGUACAGAGACAAAUAUCGCAGACUGUCCGUUCGGUGGAUGGGGACAGAUAUCAUCAUAUUGGGGUAUAGCGACUGCCCUCUGUUAUAAUGAUUUGAAGGCUAGUGACGAGCAACAAGGGGUCCGACUCAUGAAUGAUGUGUCCAACACCUCCGGCUCUGUAGAAAUUAUGUACGGUGGACAGUGGUCUAUAGUGUGUGGGAAGAACUGGGAUGAUAUUGAAGCUGGAAUCGUCUGUCGAAUGCUUGGAUACGGAAACGGAACUGCACAAUCUUAUGCAUCUUACCAUGAGGUUCCGAGAGAAGACAUGAACGUGAAGAUACAUGUCAACUGUGUUGGAUCAGAGACAAGUCUUUACAACUGUAGAUUUAGCGACGUCCUUGAAUACUGUGGCAUGGAUGGCAGAGCAGGUGUUUCCUGCUCGGGAGCUCUAGGUAAUUUUUAAUUCAAUUUCUGAUAACUUUUUCCUUUCAUAACCUGUCAACACCACGCGUUCGCCCAAGUUGAUGGUAGGCUUUUCACCCUUACCAAGACGAACCGAAGUCUCAUUUUUUUUUAUCCCUGUACAUGUGAAAGGUAAGAGUUGCUAUGGUUAGUUAUAUCAUUUUGAUGAGACCAACGUGUUAAAGGUAGAACUGUUUUAAUUGGGGUUUAACAUCCUCGCAACAACCACGGUCGUAUAAGGACGGGUGCCAAUAAGGAAACAUCACCGGGAAGAGAAACUAGACAAACAACGAAAGAGGACAGGAACAAUAGGAAACAUAGAAGUCCUCAAGUUAUGUAAUAAAGCUUGCGCCGAAAUUAGUCGCCUGUUAAUGUAAACAUGCAGUGGGAUACAACAGGUCUAUUUUUGGUUUAUUUAAUGUCCCUUG